UCCCCAACAGUCGCUCGAACGUCCAUUUCCCAAAACUCAAACAUUCGCCAGUUAAAAAAACAACACCCGUUGCCUAUCAAUUUCGAAAUAUCGAGAAUACCCGGAGUUGGCGCGGGAACUCGCCGUGAAAUUUCGGCGGAACGGUGUGACCUUAGCGGGUAGUCUGUCCCCUAACCUCAAAAUUCCCUCGCCCGCGCAGCAAAUGCCCCGCAAAGAUCACGAGACAAAUCACAAACCGAUUAAUCUCCUCACAAUGGAGAACACAAAUUGACAAUUGCGCAAAUUGCCCGCAAUUUCUCACCCUCUGACCGCCCAAAAAAAAAAAUCGAAAAACCCACAUUGAUGGAACGGCUAAUCCUGGUGAUACGUUAAUUCAAAUUUCGGAUAAUAAAUGAUCGCAGGGUGUAAACUAGUGACAACUGUGCCUUUAGCAAAUGUAGUCUGUCGUUACGUCCACAUUGGUACACUGCACCAGGCAUUAAAGAUUCUUCAUAUGUCGGAAAUACCUUUCAAACAUUUGCUGCUUGGUAAUCUUCGUAAGUGUGCAUCUGUGCCGGAGGCACUCUACUCCACGUACAUCAAUUUGUUGAGGUCAAAAUUUAGUUCUGGCGAGGGAGAGGAGCAGGGGAAUACAAUGGAGCCGUUUAUUGACUUGUGUUUUGCCCAGAAUGAGUCGUCCAAUUGUCAAAUGUCCAAUAAUUUUGUGCAGAAUAUGGCGAGUCUUCAGUAUGGAAUGAGUAGGAAAAAUUACAAAGAGCUGCGACAGUGGAAAUCUGUUGGAAAUGGAAUCUCGUCAACCAAUACAGAGAGUGACUUUAUCCUUCGACUAUUAACGUACAAUAUAUUAGCCCAAAAUUUACUGGAAACACAUUCGUACUUGUACAAAUACCAUAACAAAAAUGCACUGAGCUGGGAAUGCCGAAAGCCACUUAUUCAGCAGGAAAUCAUCGAAGCAGGAGCUAAUGUAAUAUGCAUUCAAGAGAUGCAACUCGAUCAUCUAGAAGAAUUUUUGUUGCCAUUCGAGACAAGUGGGUUUGAUUAUCUCUAUAAAAAACGCACAAACGAUACGGGGGAUGGAUUGCUGCUUCUAUUUCGUCGCAGUCAGUUGAAAUUGGUGGAUUACGUGCAUGUGGAGUACCAUCAGACCUCCUCGGACAUUCUCAACAGAGAUAAUGUGGGAAUUGUUGCUAAAUUUUCACUUAAGGAAUGCCCUGAAACCCACAUCGUCAUAUCCACGACACACUUGCUGUAUAAUCCGAAAAGGAGUGAUGUGAGACUUGCACAGACGCAGGUACUUUUUGCUGAAGUGGAGAGGCUUUCGUUUAUUGAGAAUACGAGAGAAGGUCCAAAGUAUCAUCCAAUUAUAGUCUGCGGGGACUUUAACCUGCAGCCAUUCACAGGAGUCUAUCAGUUCAUCACUGGUGGUUCUUUUGAAUACCUGGGGAAGGGGCGAAAACUCGAGGAGUCUGGAUUUCGUCGAUUGAGCAAUUCCCUCAUACCCUCUUGUCUUCUCAUCACGGAUAAUUGCCAGCACUUCAAUGUUUUGACGAGGAGAUUGCGGGGGUCUGGAGAUGGCCAUACGAUGUUGUACAGCCGUGAAAAGAACUGCAAUGAGAAGAGAGAAUCACCUGAGCAUAUAGUUCCGAACGAAGUGGACAUAAAAUCAUCAGAUUAUCAAAAGAUUGCGAUAGUUGACGGUGAAUAUGCGACAUUCUCCUCUGGUGCUCUCAGUCACCCCUUCAAAUUGAAGAGUGUUUACAACCACUCAAAGAGUAAUGGAGAGCUCGAAGCGACAACACAUCAGGACGAGUGGAUCACUGUCGAUUACAUAUUCUACACUGACAUCGAACUUCUGGAUCGUUACAGACUUCCAACUGUUGCAGAAUGCCGACAAUUUCCUCAUAUUCCAAAUUUCGCUAUAGGGAGUGAUCACCUUUGUCUCGGUGCCACAUUUAAACUGAAAAAAACACGUACUGUAAGAUAAUCGCUGACUCUCGUUAUCUCAUAUUCUGUUGACAAAUGUAAAUAUAGGUAUGGCGUUAAUCCUCGGAUAUUUUGACACAUGGAAAUUAUCUUUUAUUUUCUGAAUAAAAAUCCAAUGAAAUUAUUUAACAUAA
Messenger RNA from Diachasma alloeum, 2117 nucleotides. RefSeq names its product protein angel (gene angel). Gene Ontology annotation, molecular function: 3'-5'-RNA exonuclease activity. The coding region runs from base 392 to 1984 and encodes 530 amino acids. The transcript is spliced from 6 exons. Lineage: Eukaryota; Metazoa; Arthropoda; Insecta; Hymenoptera; Braconidae. The record is from RefSeq and is a predicted model, not a curated record.